This is a messenger RNA of Brugia pahangi, 1200 nucleotides long. The record is from the annotation of a GenBank genome assembly. Lineage: Eukaryota; Metazoa; Nematoda; Chromadorea; Rhabditida; Onchocercidae.
AUGUAUCUCAGUACUAACCGUCAAGCAUCCGUAAUCGGAAAAUGUGUCAUUUGUGGUGAGGAUUCAACAGGGAAACAUUAUGGUGUUAUUGCUUGUCUCGGUUGUAAAACGUUUUUUAGAAGAGCAGUGGUUCACCAUCAGGAUAUCAAAUGCAAGAGAUCAGAAUGCUGUGAAGUUAUUAAAGACACCAGAAGAGCAUGCAGAGCUUGUCGCUAUAAGAAGUGUCUUGAAAUGGGGAUGACCAAAGAUGCGUUACAGCCACGUCGAGAUUUGAUUGGCUGUCGGAGAUAUCGACGACCAGAUAAUCAACAGGAUUUCAUCGCUUCAACAUCUCACAAUUUUCAAUUACCGUCAAUAGAUAUGUGUUUGGUUGAACUCAUUUCGAAGCUUACAUUUGUCGAUAAAGAAAUUCGGGAACGGAAAUUUCGCUUGAUGCGAGCGAAAAAUGAAGCAAGAAGACUAGCACAAAUGUUGAAACAAAGUAAUCAGCAGGUCAUAAACAGAUUUAUGAUUAUGGCUACCGAUAUAGCAAGUGUAACACACACGGAAUUAUUGUUGAUGUUAGAAUGGGCUAAAACAGUGCCAUGCUUUGCUAAACUUCCUUUUGCCGACAAGUUAUCUCUUUUAAAAAGUUUUGCUGUUCAUUACCUUAUUUUGGAAUAUGGCUAUUACACUGCUCAACUGGGUAUAGAAGAUGUUUGGUUGAUAUCAAAUGGUACCUGUAUGCCACGGAAUGUUGACAAAUUACCCCAGGACAUGAAGGAAUCAAUUCCAGCGGAUCGAAAAUGGCGUCAAGAAAAACUUUACAAACAGAUGACUGAUAUAUGUAUCGACGAAGUUGCAGUACCUUUAAGGAAAUUGAAGUUAAUGCCUGAAGAACUUGUAACAUUGAAAAUCAUCAUGCUUUUCCGAUAUGGCAGUACAAAUCGUGAAAAUGAAGAAUCAGAGAUUUCGAAAGAAUCAAGUGCCAGGAUAACAGAAUGUCGUGAUCGAGUAAUUGCUGCCCUAUUUGCCUUUUACCGGUUUAUUAAUUUACCGAAUUAUGCAGAACGUUUUGGGAAUGUGAUUUUAACGAUAUCAGGAAUAAUAUCAGCUGCAUCAGCUACUAUCGAAAGCUAUCAAGUGAUGCGCCUAUUUAAAAUUGUUGCCUUCGACCAUAUCUCUGAGCAAUUACUUUUUAAUAUUACUCAAACGCUAUGA